Messenger RNA from Tremella mesenterica DSM 1558, 960 nucleotides. RefSeq lists its product as uncharacterized. Lineage: Eukaryota; Fungi; Basidiomycota; Tremellomycetes; Tremellales; Tremellaceae. Gene Ontology annotation, molecular function: mRNA binding. The transcript is spliced from 3 exons. Gene Ontology annotation, biological process: regulation of mRNA stability involved in response to oxidative stress. The annotation marks the transcript as partial. The record is from RefSeq and is a predicted model, not a curated record. Gene Ontology annotation, cellular component: cytoplasm; post-mRNA release spliceosomal complex; nucleus.
GUAGGUCCAUUACCCCGCUUAUGACGAACCUCCUGCCUGCAGCUGUAGGUGUAGAUGGACGAGUAAAUCUGUUUGUUGGCAAUCUUCCAUAUCGCGUGAGAUGGCAAGAUCUGAAAGAUCUGUUCAGAAAAGCGGGCACAGUGCUGAGAGCCGAUGUCAGUCUCAAUUCCGACAACAGGAGUCGAGGAUAUGGGACAGUCUUGAUGGGAAGCAGGGAGGAUGCCGCUCGAGCUAUCGAUCGGUUCAAUGGGUUUACAUGGCAGACUCGAACGCUCGAAGUCCGACCUGACCGUCUUCCACCGGAGUAUGAACCUCAUCCACAUCACGCUAUCCCUCGGCCAUCGAUGUACCCAUACCAGAACAUGUCCGGCAUGGGGCAUCCGCCCUUCCCCCUACCCGGUCACCUCACACCUUCAAACAGCUCAACAUGGUUACCGGGACAGUUGCCAGCCCCUCGACCUCCCUUAGGAUUCCCGCAUGGUCCAGGUUCUCAACCGAUGUUCGGCACCCAUCCCAUGCCUGGCUUCAACCCCUCAACCCAUCCCUCCCAUCUUGGAACCUCCGGUUCACCUCCGCUCAUAUCACAUUCCCCGACUCCUCCAUUUGGCCCGAACGGUCUUCCCUUACCCUUGAGUGGCCAAAAUACUGGCUCACAUGGUUUCCUGCCCCUCGGUGCGUCUCCGCUUGCGGGCUCCCUCUCGGCCGGUACUUUCAACGAGGAGCCCCGACGCGGAUCUUUCGCAGCUUUUGUUCAGUCUAUCUCUCCGAAUGCCUCGAGUACCUCCCUUCCCCGCAGCGCUUCACCUGCACCGCCACUAUCGUUACCACUCUCUCGAGGCAGCUCGAAUGGAGGCCUGCCAGGCUAUGCGUCGUCAUCAGAUCAUCCUAAUCCUCAACCCCGCCCGACACGAGAUCCGGUACCAAGUAAUCUGGGUAAUCUGCCUCCCCCGUUCCCCGGCG